This is a messenger RNA of Thlaspi arvense, 4195 nucleotides long. NCBI's taxonomy places the organism in Eukaryota, Viridiplantae, Streptophyta, Magnoliopsida, Brassicales, Brassicaceae. The record is from the annotation of a GenBank genome assembly.
CUCGCUGUUGUCGUCUUCCUAAUUCCAUAAUUUCAUACUUCAUUUCUCAAUGUAAAUCUCAUCCAGAUCACACAGCAAUGGUUUCCGUAAUCUCAAAAUGAUAAAAUUACAGUAGCUGCCACUGUGCUUAACGAGGUACCUCUUCUUCUUCUUCUUCCUCUUCCUCUUCCUCUUCCUCUCUCGACGCUAUGUUCAAUUCAUACGCAAACUCAGUUCUAUGGCCGAUUAGAAGUAGAAACUACCAAGAUUACUGCUCUUUGCUCCCCGAGAGAUCUGAAACUUACCCAUUUGCGCAAGCGUCUACAUCGUCGAGAUGUUGCUGUGCUAGUUCUCGCUCACGCUCAAGCCCUCGCUGCUGCUGCUAUUCAACACCAUCCUCUUCCUUUGUGAAGCCUAAGGUAUCGAUAAACCCUGGAUUUGUGCUUUAUGGGCUCAGACAAUCCACACUUAUCCAGUGGCCUUCGUUUCGAAGGAGGUUACUUGUUGGUGUGGCCGAUGGGCAUUGCUGUGAAUCUGAGGUUUAUUCUUCUUGUGGUGGCACCAGAAGAAACCGAGGAUUUAGGCUUAGGACUUUGGAAGAAUGUGGUAGAAGUGUUACUGAUGAUGUAGAUGCUAUGAUUUCGUUUUUAAGUGAGGAACUGAUAGAUGAUGAUGAGAGAAAUUGGAACUCAGUUAGUAGAAUUGAAGUGAAGAAGAAAGAGAGGUAUGGUGGUGGUGAGUUCCAUGGUGGAAAUGUGAGAAAGGUUAAGAAGAGACAUGAGAGAAACACAGAAGAUGUGAAGUUAGAGGAGAAAUAUGAUUGUGAGCAUUGUAGGGGGAGAAAGAGAACUUCUCAGGUAGAGAGUGACGCUUAUAGGAGGAAGGAAGAAAGAGAAGUUCCACCAAGAAGAACAAAGAGCUCGAGUUGCUCGUCGUAUUAUUCACUUGCGUCUUCAGAGGAUUUCGAGAGUGACACUGAAGAUCAAGACGAGGACGUGGAGUUUCGUCGCGAAAGGCUAACAAGUUCGGAGAAGAAGGCAGUUCAACAGUCAACCAAAUCUAGCAAGGAAGCCUCUCAGUUGCAUUUGAGGAGAAAGAAAGACGAGAGCUCCAAUGGCGUGGGUUCAAGCUAUCGCAAGCAGGUCUUCGAGGAAGGGGAAAAUUCAAAUCAGGCAGUGAAUUUGAACCAGAGAAGAAGAAAGCAGUCUAGUCAAACUGGUGAUAGAGUGUCUGAAUCGACGGGAAAUUAUGAAGAAGAUAUGGUCAUUCAUGAGAUCCAUGUCAACGAUGAAAGGGAGAACAAUAGAGUCCCCUCAAUUCGUAAUGAUUCUGGAAGAGAAAACGUUGAGAGUUCUCAGCAGGAACUGGAGGAAAGAUUGAGGGCUCGUUAUAGCAGCAGUGAGGAAAGAGUGUCUGAAAUGAGGAGAAGAGCCAAAUAUAGCAGUAGCCAAGAGGAUGGUGUAAACGUGCUCCAAAAUUUUCCAGAGGCGACAAAUAAUCAGCAACCUCUAGUGGAAGAAAGGAUAUCUAAGCAAGGUGGUACUGAACGCUUCUCUGAAAAUUCAGAGGUUCAUGACAUUGACAUCAGAAACACAUAUGUCUCGCAAAGGGAAGAGCGGAUAAGAAACCAGGAAGUACAUGCUGGCUUGGUUUCUGGUUUGCAGUCAGAAGGGAAGCAGCAAGAUUAUCGUAUUGAACAAAUUCCCUUGCAAAAGAUUCAACCUGACAAAAGUUCUGUGCCUGUGUCUAAUACUAGUGAUGCAGAAAGGUAUACAGAAAUUAAGAGAAAAUCUGAGAAGAGGCUAAUUGAUCAAGGAAGGACUACGUUUGUGCAAUUAGACAGGAAAGGAGAAAAAAGCGGUGCUUGGAAAGACUCUAGGCUAGAUCAUGCUAGCUCGAGAAAAGAAGGACAAAAGGCCUUAAGGUUGCGAAGUUCUCAGGAAAAGUUAUCUGAAGAGGCUUCAAGUUCGAAAGCAUCUUCGACUAUGGUCUCGGGAAAUAGAAUGCAGCUUGUAGAUCUGGUUUCAGAGGCGAUGCAAGGAUCUGAAACAACACUGGUUCCUCCUUCAUCUCAGCUGGUAAGCAGAGGCUCAGGGCAAAGUUAUGGAACUGGUGGAGCUUCCGUUCAAGAAAUUUCCCACGGAACGUCAGAAAGUAGUUAUCCUACAUCCUUUGAACAUCCAAGAGCUGGAGCUUCUGUUAAUAGUCAGUCUGCUGGAGAACUGAUGAGAUUUACAGGACACGAAGAUGCUCUAGGUUCUGCUCAUCGGUCAGAACAGUCAUCAGAGAAAUUUAUUGGGGAGUUUGUGAGAAAGGCCAAGCAUGAAGUAUCAACAACUCCGGAUACCGAGGAGCGAAGAACUGAAAGCAAUCAGUUGAAGAGGCGGGACUCAAAGCGAUCAUCUGGUGGUUCAGGAACAAAGGGACCUUCAGAUGAAAUGUGGGUCACGGAUUCUGCUCAGGGAACUCCUCAACCAGGAGCCACAGAAGGCAAUGCAGCAGAGGGAAAUGCUAUUUUCAAAAGAAAUGGUAGGUCCUUGUGGAGCGUUAUCGCCGAUAUUGCUCGGCUUAGGUGGGGUUCACGAGCUGGAAGCCCUGACUCUAGUGCAAAGCCCGAUUCAGUUAGCAGUGCAACAUGGUUUUCCGGACGUGAACAUGAUGGAAGCAGCGAUGAUAACACAAAGGCGGAUAAAUUUUUGCUACAAGAAGCUGCUUCCCCACAUCAACUGGAGAUUGAACAAACUUCUUCAAGGAGCCAAUUAGAAUCUUCUGACUCUACUGAGCUGAAGCAGCAAUAUGUGAGGCCUGAAGGUGUAGUAGUAUCAUCGCCAUCUCCCACAAUAUUAGAAAGUGGCUCUGCGCCCUCUCGCAUGUCUUCCACACCUGGUGAUCAAAUUGUUGCCGUGGAUGAAGAAGAUGGCAGAGACUUCGAGUUUCGUCUUUCUGAAACAGCUUCAGCAGAGGUGCCAAUGAGACUUCCUAGUCGAAGCCUGAAAAGAUCUCCUGCUAUCAAUGAUCCAUCAGAAUCUAGUCCCACCGAGUUAUCUAGCGAUCAAAAUGUUGUUAUUCUGGGAGAAGGAAGACGCUACCAGGCUCGUGUUCCUGAAAUGGAUCCAGCAAAAAAGCCGUUAGUAUUUCCAGGUCGCAACCUAAGGUCUCCUGUUGUAAAGGAACCUUCACAACCCCGCCCCACCAUGUUAGCUGGAAGUAGUAGUAGCUUAAGAGAGCAGGUGGAACAACAACAGCCUCUAAGUGCAAAGUCCCAGGAAGAAACAGGCUCGCCAUUGACACAAAGGAAACUUCAGAGGAACAAACAGGUUGUGAGAGACAGUUUUGAGGAGUGGGAAGAAGCAUACAUAGUAGAAGCAGAAAGGCGUACAGUAGAUGAAAUGUUCAUGAGGGAAGCAUUAGUAGAAGCUAAGAAAGCUGCUGAUAUAUGGGAAGUACCUGUCGGUGCUGUGCUUGUGCAUGACGGGAAGAUCAUCGCUCGGGGUUUUAACCUAGUAGAGGAUCUUCGGGAUUCAACCGCACAUGCAGAAAUGAUUUGCAUUCGAGAGGGUUCCAAAGUACUUCGUUCAUGGAGGCUUGCGGAAACAACGCUCUAUGUAACACUAGAACCAUGCCCAAUGUGUGCGGGAGCAAUACUUCAAGCAAGGGUCAAAACUCUUGUGUGGGGUGCUCCCAAUAAGCUUCUCGGAGCAGAUGGUAGCUGGAUCAGGCUGUUCCCUGGAGGCGAAGGAAACGGAUCAGAAGCUUCAGAGAAGCCGCCGCCUCCGGUUCAUCCAUUCCAUCCUAAGAUGACAAUCCGUCGUGGAGUUCUCGAAUCGGAAUGUGCUCAGACGAUGCAGCAGUUUUUCCAGCUGAGGAGGAAGAAGAAAGACAAUAACUCAUCAGAACCUCCCGCUCCUACUGAUCGUCAUCAUCACCAUCAUCAUCCUUCCAAGCUCCUCAACAAGAUGCAUGGAAUCUUACCGUUCUUCUGUCUGUAGAAGCUUAUGUUUGUUUAACGCAGCCAAGGCCAAGAACAAGUUUUGCAUCUUGAUCUGUUCAAAAUUGUAUAUUUAUGUCCACUGUUUUGUUGAAAUCUGAAGACCAGGUUUGUUCAUUGUAAUGCCAUUGAUUGUAAUGUUAUGCACCAUUUCUAUAUGAAACACAUGUUUUUAUUUUUUCCUUGUUUAACUAAUCUCUCUUGAUAACUGAUUUAGACUCCUUACCA